GCACCCUUCAUGCUUUCUCUUGCCAACUUUUCAUUUGUGAGGCUCGAUGUUUCCAUACAAUUCUGUCGAUGGCCAUGAACUGCCAACCAUUAGCCUUCUGGAUAAUAGCAGAAUCUUUUCCUUUGAAAUAGCCGCCCUCUUUUACUUUUUCUCAACUAAAAUGGAACAACCUUCGUUAAAUAUUUUACAUAUAGACUUAGGUGGUAAGCCACUAAGCAUGAUUAAUAAAGUGAACUUCAGAACCAGAAGAUGUUGACCAUUAAAGUUGGACUGCACAUUAAGGCUUACCACUCAAGAUGGAAUGGCAAGACCAAGACCAACAAAGCUAUUCAGAAAUUGCUCACUGUUAAUGUCAUGCAUGUUUCCUUACUCUUCAUUUGCCCAGUUAAAUGACCCUGACUGGUACUACUGGUUUCCUCUCUAUGCUUGUGCUUGUGUUGUUAAUCUGGUGAAUAAGGCAAUCUCAUCCAAAACGAGCCCCUUUGCUGCUAAAUUAGCACUAUGGCUGGGAGCUGUCUUAUUUGUGGCUGUAACACAGGAUUUGGCAAGUGGUAAAACUGCUGGGUUGUUGUCAUUGGAUUUGACUGAAAGACUGGUUAGAGAAAAAAUUGGAGGUGGGUUGGUGGUCAUUUACAUGAUUUUACAGUUAAAAAUAUCAUCAAUGUCAAGAGAUUCCAGGCCAAGAAAGAAAAAUGGAAUCGGCAGAUUAGUUGGCCUUGGUAAGAAACUAGGUUUUGUCAGUUUUAUUAUCUGAUUCUAGACUGUGUUAUUGGUGGUAAAGUGGUGAAUUGUGAUUACUCCCCUUCUUCUUUGUUCUUCGAAAAG
This is a messenger RNA of Mangifera indica (mango), 825 nucleotides long. RefSeq lists its product as uncharacterized. The record is from RefSeq and is a predicted model, not a curated record. Lineage: Eukaryota; Viridiplantae; Streptophyta; Magnoliopsida; Sapindales; Anacardiaceae.